UUUGUGGGGUGUAUGAUUGGUGGUUGGUGUGGUUAUGGGGUUUGCCUGGGAGGGUUUGAGGGUAUGUGGGGUGUGCAUGGGAGUGCCUGCAUGAGCCCAACUGAGCCGGUCACUCCAUGUCCCCACCCCACAACAGCUCAGAUCCCGCAUGCCCUGUGGUGCUGCUUCACCACUGCUAACAGGGCACAGCCCCAGCAUAGCGUGCACCAGGUCCACCCAUGCUUGACACAUUCAUCCGCCCCUGGGCAUGUAGCGUGGGUAGGGCAGCUCCUUCUGGCAGCUGCCCCCAGCCCCACGCUAGUACUGGGGACCAGCGCUUACCGCCCUGACCCCACAUGCCCUGUGCCAGCUCCAGGCUUGCCCUUCUAGUCUCAGCAGAACCAGUAGCAUCUGGGCCGAAACUUGCUUGUUGUGGAGGAAUAACAGACCCUCCCCCUCACUGCUGCCUGGCAAUUUCUGGUGCAGCUACCUGCAACUAAGCAAGUUCCCUGGUGGCUUGCGCACUGCUGCCUCUGGGCUGCCGUGCGACUGGUCUGUACUGUCACUGCUGCCGCACAGGUCAGCCCAGAGGCAGUGGUGAUGGAGUCACAGGGCCGCCUGGUGUGGCAUGGGCUUCAGGAAGCCGCACCAAAAUCUGCCCUACAGUGGUGAGCAGGAGGACCUGAUUUUCCCUGCAACAAGCAACAUUUCUUUUUCUGAUGCAGCUGUUGCUGCUGCUGCUGUUCAGCCUGGAGGGGCGAGCCUGCAAGUUCUGCCGGGGCCCUGGCUUAGCAGCUGUGGCACGAGAAAGAAGCUGCUGCUCAGUGUGGAGUAAAAGCGGACUCUCUGCCUCCCCACCCUCCACUGCUGGUACUUGCUCAUGCAUCUGCCCAGAGCCUGCACGGGGCUGCUCUGCAUCUGGUCUGCGUUGCCACUGCUGCCCCGCUGGGCAGCUCAGAGAUAGCGGUUACGGUAGAAACUCGGGGCCACCGAGCACGGGCUCCAGACAACUAUACCUGGAAGCACUGGUGUCAGGUGGGGCUGCUUUUGCCCUGUGCUAGGCUGCGGUUUCUCUCCCAUGCUGCCACUGCUCAGCCCGGGCAAGCCAGGCUGGAGCUGGCAGGGUGCGCACGGGGUCAUGUCUGCGCACACUAGUACCAGCUGUUACCACGUGGCUGUAGACAGCCAGAAAGAGCUACAGCUACCCGGACUGCCUAGAAAGGCUGUGGAUCCAUCCCAGCCCCACUUUACGCCCAGCGGGCAGCAGGAUGUGCCACAGCUAGGCAGCACGUCAGCCAGUUGGGACCAAGGAACCCUCUGAAGGUAGACAGGCCGUAUUUUGCCCACCCCUGCUGUAAUGUGUCCGGGCAGGUGUUGUUCCCACUCUCUGAAAUUGAACAAUGUGGAAACAAGCAACUGAUCCCUUUUCCUUCUAAUGACAGAUGUUAAGGGACAAUCAGGUUUGUUGUCUUGAUUUUCAGCCCAGAUCCAGUUUCCAUGGGCUUCCAUGAUCUUAAGUUGCCGUCUUCACUCAGCAAUGUAAGAGUUAAUUCUGCAGCCCAAAGUAGCCACCCUCUCCCAGGGUAUUAUGGGAUUUGUAGUCCCCCAUUAAAAUCAGCAUGGUAUACACAGGUUCUGUGUAGCCAUUCCUGUGGGACAAGAAAGAAGCUGAGGCUGUCCCUGGCUGCUUCUGGUCAGGUUGACCUGGAUCCCAGGAAGAGUUUCAUCCUGAUCUCAGGCUGCAUUAAGUGCCUCCAUGUCACGGGUGGGAUUCAAAAGAUUUCAGGUUGUGGCAGAAAGUGAAUCCCCCGUGGUUUGCACUAGAAUUGUCCCCUGUUAUCAGAUUUGCCCGUUACUUUGGGGUUUGCUCAUUUCUUAGGGGUACGUUUCUAGGGUCUUUGUAAUUCUAUCAGUGUGCUGUUUGUGUUACUUGUGUUUGUGUAUGGAGCUGUAUCUCUCCCUUCUGCAAGUCCUCACCCCCUAUGGAGCUAUCUUGCAGGACUUGGUUUCAGUGGGGCUGGGUUUCUCCAGUCACCAAAUCAGUUAAAUGCAUACACACAAAUAGAUUAAUGUGACAUGCUUGACCCAACUGGGUUGAUCAGCAUGGACAGGCUGACACCCUCAUAUGCCAGGAAUCAGUUUAUUAAGGUAACAAUAAAAUGCAGUCAGACACAAGCACACAGGUGAACAGAAUACCUCUGAAUCAGGCUGGGUGUCCAGCUGUCACCCUCAUGGGCCAGCAUUCAGUUCAUCAGGGCACGUCUGAACUAAACUUGGUCAAUCAGCCUAUAUAGGCUGAUCCUCUUUGUGUCUCAAACUCGGCACGUCCCAAUCUUUUGCCCUAACUGUCCUAGUAGGUAUAGACUCUUGAUGAGCGGGCCCCACAGGAUUUUGGGGCUUCACAGGGGUCUUUGUCUUAGGUAAAAGAAAUGUUGCUGCAGAGCAAGUGGGGAAGCCUAAAUAGAGAAGGAAAAAUACACCCAGUUACCACCAGUUUGACUAUAAAAGUUAUUUAUUGCUAAGUAUAUGAAAUGUACAAUGGUAUUAGUAGUAAUAGACAUGAAAUGAAAACUAAAAAGAAUUGCAAUAUUACCCUGGUUUAAUUGUGUAUCUGGGAAAACCUAGCUCAAGCUUAACUAAAAAAUUCGUGUUCAGAAAGCUAUGCCUACAGAGAAAAAGAAAGAGAGAGCGAGAGCUGGGAUCUCACCACUCCAAGGCACUCGGGUGUUUUGCUGAGAGCUAAAGUUCCCAGCAUGAUCGUUGAAGGUUAAACAGGUGAAGGAAAGAGAUGAUCUGUUUUUCCCAGUUUCUCGAGAUCAGUGGCAGAUGGUGUCAGAGAGAUUUCUCCCUCUUGAAGCACACUUUUUGCUGCUUUCUUGUACCCUUACUCCAGCCUCUUCAACAUAUUCCUUUAAUUGUGUAAAUCAAGAGGGUCUCAAGCUGUCACUGAUAGUGAAAACCCUGUUGUAUAAACACUUUCAAUUUAAAUGAACUGCCUUUUUCAGUGACAAGAGAUUAUCUGGUUUAGAACAUCUUAAGAAACUGAUUAAGAACCAGGAAAAACAUAAAAUUUUAAGGAGUAACCACAUACCUAGGUGCCAGCUUGAAAUUAUUAUGAAUAUAGAAGAUAUUAUGGAACGGCUUCUCAGAUGACCUAGCUAUGCUUGGACUGUGAAGUCAGCAUCAGUGCUGUGUAUUUUGCCUGUUGUGAUAAGCCUCAGCUUAGCAUGACUUUCAGAUCUUCUUGUAGACUUUUAACAGGGGAUUACUUGGAGUGUUCAUAAACUUUGUGGGGAGGACUUCCACCAGUCAUCCUGGGAAAAGUAUGAUAGCAUUUGUGGUCAGGGCUCCACUGGGCUGGACGUUGUGAUGAACCCUGAACCAUUGUUCAGAUGUCACCCAUACCCCAUCUGACUCGGUCUUUUGCCUGAGCAUUCCCUAAAUGGGCGAACGAGUUUUAGUUGAUCAAAUUUAAAUAGGCUUACCGUACUGAGGCGGAGCAGUGUAUGGGCCAAGAUGCCUAUUAAACUUUUCUGCUUAGCUGUGGUUAGGUGAGGGGUGUGUGUGGGGUGGGAUUGGCGGGGGGAGGAGUAUGGAUAGAAAAAGUCCUUUGUAAGCCCCUCAAGCUGGGUGCCAGGGCUCCGUAAGGAACACAGAGCUGACAGGUAACAUCCCUUGCUGUUUCCUCUUUGGGGCCUUGAGUGUCAUGAAGCCUCAGACUCAGUGGAGAGUCCUGGUUCAAGUUCAUGACAAAGCCUUAGGCCGUUUGAGGACUCCUGUGACCUGGAGGCCAUCUGGGACAGGAGGCGCAAGGCUGCUGAGCAGAGCGGAGGAGCAGCCUCCUGUGGAAGGGUCUGCAGACCUGGAGCCAGCGCAGACUUCCCCAGGGAGUUUGUGUGAGAUGGACUCCCUGGGACCUGAGAAGGAGCCAUGGCACGAGAGUCAGGGGAGGCCCCAAACGCAGAAGGAGAAUGUAGCCAUGAGCCAGGACUGGUACAUCCCCCUAGGGAGGAAGAUACACCAGUGCACUGAGUGCAGGAAGAACUUCAUCUACUUGCAAGACCUGUCCCAGCAUGAGUGUGCACGGCAGCACUGCACCCAGUGUGGGAAGAAAUUUGGGCAGUUCUCCGACCUGGCAAGGCACUGGUGCAUGCACACAAGGGAGAAGCCACAUCAGUACUCGGAGUGUGGUAAGAGCUUCACUUACUCCUACCAGCUAGCUCGACACCAACGUAUUCACACAGGGGAGAAGCCCCAUCAGUGCUCAGAGUGUGGGAAGAGCUUCAGUUACUCCUCUCAGCUGGCUCGGCACCAGCGUAUCCACACGGGAGAGAAGCUACAUCAGUGCUCAGAGUGUGGGAAGAGCUUCGCUCAGUCUUCCACCCUGGCUCAGCACCAGCGUAUUCACACUGGGGAGAAGCCACAUCAGUGCUCAGAGUGUGGUAAGAGCUUCACUUACUCCCGCCAGCUGGCUCGGCACCAGCGUAUUCACACUGGGGAGAAGCCACAUCAGUGCUCAGAGUGUGGACAGAGCUGCAAUUACGCCUCUGACCUGGCUCGGCACCAGCGUAUCCACACAGGGGAGAAGCCAUAUCAGUGCUCAGAGUGUGGGAAGGGCUUCGCACGUUCCUCCAGGCUGGCUGAGCACCAGCGUAUCCACAUGGGGGAGAAGCCACAUCAGUGCUCAGAGUGUGGGAAGAGCUUCCGUUACUCCUCCGGGCUGGUUGAGCAUAAGCAUGUCCACACGGGGGAGAAGCCACAUCAAUGCUCAGAGUGUGGGAAGGGCUUCGCUCAUUCCUCCAGCCUGGCUGCGCACCAGCGUAUCCACAUGGGGGAGAAGCCACAUCAGUGCUCAGAGUGUGGGAAGAGCUUCACUUACCCCUCCCAGCUGGCUCUGCACCAGCGUAUCCACACAGGGGAGAAGCCACAUCAGUGCUCAGAGUGUGGGAAGAGCUUCCGUUACUCCUCCGGGCUGGUUGUGCAUAAGCAUGUCCACAUGGGGAAGAAGCCACAUCAGUGCUCAGAGUGUGGGAAGGGCUUCGCUCUUUCCUCCAGCCUGGCUGCUCACCAGCGUAUCCACAUGGGGGAGAAGCCGCAUCAGUGCUCAGAGUGUGGGAAAAGCUUCAGUUACUCCUCCGACCUGGCUCGGCACCAGCGUAUCCACACAGGGGAGAAGCCACAUCAGUGCUCAGAGUGUGGUAAGAGCUUCACUUACUCCCACCAGCUGGCUUUGCACCAGCGUAUCCACACUGGGGAGAAGCCACAUCAGUGCUCAGAGUGUGGACAGAGCUGCAAUUACGCCUCCGAGCUGGCUCGGCACCAGCGUAUCCACACAGGGGAGAAGCCAUAUCAGUGCUCAGAGUGUGGGAAGAGCUUCCGUUACUCCUCCGGGCUGGUUGAGCAUAAGCAUGUCCACACGGGGGAGAAACCAUAUCAGUGCUCAGAUUGUGGGAAGAGCUUCCGUUACUCCUCCGCGCUAGUUGAGCAUAAGCAUGUCCACACGGGGGAGAAGCCACAUCAGUGCUCAGAGUGUGGGAAGAGCUUCAUUUACUCCUCUGAGCUGGCUCGGCACCAGCGUAUCCACACGGGAGAGAAGCUACAUCAGUGCUCAGAGUGUGGGAAGAGCUUCGCUCAGUCUUCCAGCCUGGCUCAGCACCAGCGUAUCCACACAGGGGAGAAGCCACAUCAGUGCUCAGAGUGUGGUAAGAGCUUCACUUACUCCCGCCAGCUGGCUCGGCACCAGUGUAUCCACACGGGGGAGAAGCCACAUCAGUGCUCAGAUUGUGGGAAGAGCUUCAUUUACUCCUCUGAGCUGGCUCGGCAUGAGCGUAUCCACAAGGGAGAGAAGCUUUAUCAGUGCUCAGAGUGUGGGAAGAGCUUCGCUCAAUCUUCCACCCUGGCUCAGCACCAGCGUAUCCACACAGGGGAGAAGCCACAUAAGUGCUCAGAGUGUGGUAAGAGCUUCACUUACUCCCGCCAGCUGGUUCGGCACCAGCGUAUACACACUGGGGAGAAACCACAUCAGUGCCCAGAGUGUGGGAAGAGCUGCAAUUACUCCUCUGAGCUGGCUCGGCACCAGCGUAUCCACACAGGGGAGAAGCCAUAUCAGUGCUCAGAGUGUGGGAAGAGCUUCCGUUACUCCUCCGGGCUGGUUGAGCAUAAGCAUGUCCACACGGGGGAGAAACCGUAUCAGUGCUCAGAGUGUGGGAAGAGCUUCCGUUACUCCUCCGGUCUGGUUGAGCAUAAGCAUGUCCACACGGGGGAGAAGCCACAUCAGUGCCCAGAGUGUGGGAAGAGCUUCAUUUACACCUCUCAGCUGGCUCGGCACCAGCGUAUCCACACGGGAGGGAAGCUACAUCAGUGCUCAGAAUGUGGGAAGAGCUUCACUCAUUCCUCCAGCCUGGCUCAGCACCAGCAUAUCCAUGCAGGGGAGAAGCCACAUCAGUGCUCAGAGUGUGGGAAGGUCUUCACGCAGAGCUCCACCCUGGCUCAGCACCACACAGGGAAGAAGUCGUAUCGAUGCUCAGAGUGUGAGAAGAGCUUUGCUAACCCUGAUGGACUGACUCAGCAGCAGCGUAUCCAUACUGUCAUAUCUAAGUGAGUUGAGUGCCCUUGUCACAGUAGAACUGCCGUGAAUAACCACAGUUACUUUCAAAUUUAGUACAUUCUGCCUCAUUAACUAUUCCCACUUGACAGUUUGUUAUUGGCUACUCCUAAUGUAUAAAAACUUGUGCAACUUCCGCCCAAGUCGGAGACCUCUGAGCCUGGAGAAUUCCGGCCACGUGACAGAGUGAAUUGGCAGCCUGGUCAACCACCAAUUUCUCCCCAUCAUCGACCGGUCCUGACCUACCCCUAUCCUGCAUGCUUGUUUCUUUCUACAAACUCGCCGGCUCGGUUCUGUUGCUAGUUACCUGUAACCACGCAAGCAACUUGUUACCUGUAACUACGUAAGCAACCUUACCACCUGCGUCGCAGCCACCAGCGGCGUAAGUAAAGUUAAAGUAAAAGUUAUUUUGCAACCAAUACGCUGUGUCUCGCCUCUCCAUCCACCAGCCCGCCUGACGGCCAAGUAAUCAGCAAUCCUCAAGUCGGCUCCGGCCAUCUGAGACAUGGCAUCACGAACAGGAUCUAAGGGCACGGUGGUGGAGAUGAAUUUAAUUGAGUGCUGCCCCUGGCGCACUGGGACCUGCUGCGUGGAAAACGCAGAUGAACUCUGGGCGCAUAUCGCCUACCACCAGGCGGUAGGAGGGGAUGGAAGGAACAUUGACGGCGUCUUCUGGGUGAAAGUGGAAGGAGCAGUCAUGAAGGAGUGGAGAGCAAAGCUGUUUCCCGGGGCGUUCGGGUGUGUAAUGGGCAGUGACUGGGUUUUCUAUUGGCCCCCGGAUGAAACACUGACCCUAUCCCUAGCGUGGGUGAAGGCAAAGAAGGCGGAAAAACUGACCCCCGCUCAAGAGUUUGCCCAGUGCACCCAGUACCUGAGGGGAGGAGGGGAACCCACCCCACCAGCCUGGUUUAACUGUCUGGCUUUAGUGCCUGGAUCACGCGGUCACGAACUCCUCGGCCAGCUCCAGGAAGGCCUAGAGACCAAGAGCUGCCACGCGGCAAGAUGGGGGGUGACAAAGUGGAAUAAAGGAAAAAUAAUAAAUGUAUUAUUCCGUUCGGUAGCGGGUUUACUACAGGAGAACGCAAACCUAGAGGCUCAGUUGCACACAGUGGGCAAGGAGUCACUGGAGCAGGCGGCGGGGGGCUCUGAGCCAAUGCUCGAAAAUGGCGCUGGCCGUAUGGUGCUGCUGCCAGAAAAUGGCGCGGAGGAAAGCAAAAAGGGCACGAAAAUCCCCCUGGGAGGCAGGCUGGCCACGUCAUCGCCCACGGCCCCACCCCUAGGAGUGGCGCCAAAAGAAGCCCCGUCCCCUGACUUGGAGCCAGUAGUGGAACUGCCCCCGUAUGAGGGAGGAAAGUUGUAUGCAGUGCUCCCGCCGGACACAUUUAACCCUCUCCCAACUGCGGCUCACCCGAUAGCAUUGAUGAAACGUCGCAGAUGCACAAGGUGACACACGCACUACCAUUACAUAUCGCAUGCGCACUUGACCAGAGAUACAAGAACUUUGUCGGGAAUCAAAAAUGAAACCUGAACAAACUCUAGCCAUAUGGCUAGGACGACUGAUUGUGGAAUUCGGAUCUGACGUACUAGACUCAGAAGAAGCUGUGUGGGCCGGGAGCGGUCCGAGGCGUUCGGGGGCGCAUGGCGCGGGCUGUGGCCAGCAGCCCUGGCACGUGGGCCGGGGAAAGGCGGCACGACGGACUAGAAUUAGGCACGGACUCGUAGCAGUUGAUUAAAGAUUAUUUUACUUACACCGUAGAUGGUCGCGGUGCAGGCAGGAGAAAACUUUGCUUAAGUUGCAGUUACAAACACGAACAUGACCUGCAGAUAAACUCGAGCCUCUUGAACAACCCGGAUCAGAGCUCUGGAUACACACACACAAAGUUUGCUAGGCUCCGUGGAAUGAGCGCGCAGGGAAGGGGUUCGUCCAGGGAUCAGGCGGCGGGGAGAGGCUAGAGGUUGAUCAGGCCCCUAUAUCCUCUAAGGCACACGCUGGGUUCGUUAAGCUCCACAGCGCACCUAGAGUUCUCCACAAGAUGGUUACGGAGUCCUCCCUUGCGGGGUUCUCCUCGGAGUUCUCUCUCUCUCCAACUUGGGCAGAAACCACUCAAGCCUCUUACACGGCUAGCAGGCCAAUCGCUAGCCGCCACGUGGGAAUAAUUUAGAACUAGCCAAUAGUGGGAACCAAAUUUACAUACGGGUGGCGGGAACUCCUUUGCACCGUGCAUUUCUCUUUGCAACUGAGAAAUGCACCCUGCAAAGAAAGCUCCGAAUGGCGGGAAUAAUUCAGCAGUGCCGAAGCGCACACAAUCAUAACCAUGGGUCAUGACAGAAGCAAGUGCCUUAACCCGACAAGCGGUGUGGAGUGGAGGACGUGCCACUGAUCUGAACGUGAUCACGGAAAACAUGCAUUGGCCCAUUCCACUCCCGGCGCUUGUGGUAGGACAAGUGACUCGUAAAUCACACGUUUGGCAUGAGGGUCACCCACAGAAGGUCAGUGCAGAACAACUUCUCUUGGCCAUAAUCGGAGUGUCGUACCUUUCGUGGAACCCAAGGGUCCAUCCACUGGGACUGGCGCAGGCCCAACGCAAGGAAAAAUGGGCUCACUGCCAUUUACCAAACCCCGGAGGAGUUCCAACGACUGGAGGCCAUAGACUCCUGUGUAGAGGUGUACAGAGGGACAGACGCUAUCACGCUCUGACUCUUUCUUAACGGUGGGUCAGCCAGCAGGGAGCCUCUUAAGUCAUCUCCCACAACUGCAGGCACUCAUGAAACAUAGUGAGAGAACUCCUAUCGACGCAGAAAACCAACCUUUGGCGUAUCCGGUCGAGGCCCCGAGGCCGAAGCGUCAGGAACUCGACCUGCGGUGAGAAUCACGGUCACUACCCCAAAGAACACUGGAGGAAAGAGCCAUCGGGUUCCUCCUCAAUCACUCCAGGCUCACGAAGCAGCAGUUGUGUAUCCUGGGGAAUGAAGGCCAACGACACCUAGCGGCUGAGUUAGGUUUCAAAUUCGAUGACUGUGGCAGAAAUGCCACCGUGGUGCCCCUCUCCAGAGAUCUGUCUCCACCAGCCUGGGAGGCUGCUGUUGAAUCCCUCAGGGCGGGAUCUCCCAUCUUGUCUGCAUGACAAAAGCCUGGUGCCUGGGAGGCGAUGCUCUGGUUACCUGGGCAGGGGGGGAAAGACCCGGCCCUGCGCGGGCCCAGGUAGCCAGGGAUGCUUGGCAGAUUGGUUGGUUUGUAGCCAGUAUUGGCAGCUUCGAUUGGACCGGGCUGCUGAGGUCAGAGAGGUGAUAAAAGGGCCUGGUCCAAGAAGAAGGCAGCUAUUAGCCAUGCGGUCAUCCAGGUGAAUCUGAACCUGGCUCUCUCCUCAUCACCACAUGCUCCAAGAGUGCCCUGCCUCCAGAGGAAACUCCAACUACCUCUGGACGAUGCGAGUGAGUAAGCUACUAGUGAUCCGAUUAGAUAUUUAGCUUCAGUAACUCAGAUGCGUGUUUAAACGGCUACCUCAGCCACCCUGGUUUGCUCUAUGGGAUUCCUUUGAUAUUCCUGUAAGAUUUCUAUGAUACUGCUCUACCUUUUACCCUGUUUCCGCCCUACCCCCUGUCAUCAAUAAAGUUCUCCUUUGUGA
Alligator mississippiensis (American alligator) is the source of this 10209-nucleotide messenger RNA. RefSeq names its product zinc finger protein 420. Gene Ontology annotation, molecular function: RNA polymerase II cis-regulatory region sequence-specific DNA binding; DNA-binding transcription factor activity, RNA polymerase II-specific. NCBI's taxonomy places the organism in Eukaryota, Metazoa, Chordata, Crocodylia, Alligatoridae. Gene Ontology annotation, biological process: regulation of transcription by RNA polymerase II. Bases 3686 to 6580 code for a protein of 964 amino acids. The record is from RefSeq and is a predicted model, not a curated record. The transcript has 3 exons. Gene Ontology annotation, cellular component: nucleus.